Messenger RNA from Ustilaginoidea virens, 492 nucleotides. RefSeq lists its product as uncharacterized. Bases 1 to 492 code for a protein of 163 amino acids. The transcript has a single exon. The record is from RefSeq and is a predicted model, not a curated record. Lineage: Eukaryota; Fungi; Ascomycota; Sordariomycetes; Hypocreales; Clavicipitaceae.
AUGACGUCGUGGUACUCCAGCAUUCUCACCAGGACCACCUCGCAGAUCUCGUCGCUGCGCUCGACGCUCCUCUCGUCCGACAACGACGGCGACACCGACGACGACACCCACGUGUGCCGCGUCCUGCGCAACUACUACGCCGACAAGGGGCGCCCCCUGCCGGCCUGGCUGCCCCCCGACCCCAAGACGGCCGCCGUGCCGCAGCCCCUCUACGCCCAGCCGCAGGGCGCAAGCGCCGGCGUCGGCGUCGGCGUCGGCCAGCCCUCCCCCGGGCUGAGCAGCCUGUGGGACAGCGCGCCCCCCGCGCAGCCGCAGAGCCUGCGGGCCGGGCGGCGGCCGCGCGAAGACGUCCUGCCGCGGCCGCUGCCGAGCCAGCGCGCGGGGAGCUACCAGAGUGCCGGGGCGGGGGGGGCCUCGGCCCAGGAUCGCCUGAAGCAGCGGCUCUGGGGGUCCGGCAGGCAGUCGCCUUCGCCGGGGGGUUCGCGGGGGUGA